AUGUGGUCCAAAUCCGCAGUAGUGCUGGGUCUAGCCGCAGCCACAGCGCAAGCACACAGAGGUCAGCGACAUGAGAGACAAGCGGCUUCUGAUGGCAACUCCAACUCCAGCGCUGUAUACGUCGCUCCCAUGCAGAGCAGUAGCACAUCGACACAGAGCUCAUAUCCGGGCAGCAUUGCAAGACCGCCUGGACCACUCAAUGGCUAUGGCUCAGCACCACCUUUGGCGCCGCCAUAUGGUUACGCUCCUCCGAGUGCAGGACCACUGCCGACUGAGGCAAUCCCGACAUCAGCGCCGCCAUCAUCGUCGUUGCCGGCGUAUUCCAGCACAGACUUUGCGUACAGCCCUGGGACAAAUACAACCACAGAGGUUGUCACCGCAUACUCCAGUCCCCCGGGCACAGGUGUGUCGAGCUUGAGCUCAUCAACCUCCGUAUCAGAAGCGAAUUAUACCUCGACAGAAUUUUCGUACAAGCCUUUGUCGUUCUUCGGUCCAUCACCAGUUGGACCAAAGACGGCAUCCUCGACCGCCCCAGUCAGCACUUCGACUAGCACCAGCGAUGCUCCUGGUACAACAGGAAUGCCACGCUGGCAGAAUGGAUCAGGUAGCUGCCAGGGAGCUACACUCAACGUACUCAACGCCUCGCUGGACUGGUGGUAUGCCACCACCUUUACAGAUGUUGCCUCGACUUUGUCUGUCACGACUAAUUAUAACGGCUCCACAUCCUGGUCCCUGGUCCCGGCCUCGACCACGUUCAACGUCACAUCUGCUUUAGCUUCGCCUUCAUGCUCGCUGACUAUCACCGAGUCCGUUGGCUGGCAAGGGACUUACAGCUACUACGAAGGGACAUGCUUCAAGACGGCCACGCCAGUGGCUGCCUCUACGUCUGUUGUCACCGUCAGCGCCUAUCUGCCACUGAAUGAAACAGCUGGGAAUGGUACCGUGCCACCACUCGUUACAGCGCCUCCCAUCGCUACUGCUACUAUUCCAGCGGUAAAUGUAACAGCCAAUACGACGUCAGCCGGUGCUUUCAGCCAGGGAACACCCUUCGUCUACUUCAGCCAAUACCAAGUGAUCCACAAGCAGAAUACCACCCACCCCUACGAUGGCCGACCUAUCUGCGCCGAGGUCACAAAGACCUUCAACCUCUCCGAACCCUUUAGCUUCGCCUACGACGGUCAGAGUAACCUUGAUGGCGUGCUCCAGGUCGGCGCAAACGUCACAGGAGAUGUCAAUCCAGCUCUUCUCGGGAUCGUUGGUCAGAGCACCGCUGUUGCAGGAUCUUGGGUAGCUGCUCCUACCGUGCUCUUCGUCGUAAAGAAGGUGCUUGCUGCUCAACCUAGUGCCGUGCCUGCUGCUGCUAGCGGUUCAAUGACGCUGUCUAGUAUUCUACAGACGAUUACUCCAUCUCUCCCUCCCGGGUUCGACACGCAGAGCGCGCAAGGUACUCUGUUUGGUGUCGGAAUCACGGUCAGAGUGCCCGAGUCACAGCCUGUCCUUCUACUACCGCAGACCGUUACCACACCCACGUCGACAGCUUCGCCAGUGACCACGGCUCCAGGCGGUGCAUCUAGCAACAACGGUGGCUCAAAUAAUGGUGGCUCAAAAAAUGGAGGAUCGAAUAAUGGAGGAAGCUCGAAUAGCGGUGGAUCCAAUACCGGUGGCUCAGGAGCAUCUGGUAGCAGCAGCAAUAACGGCGGCAGCCCACCAAAUGUCGGCAACCUCGUCUCGAACGUGAUCAGCGCCGUCCAACCUACAAACGCUCUCCAAGUCCUCAGCGAAGCCCAAGCAGCGGCCAACAACCCCACAGCUGUGGCAAUUGCAGCCGGUCUAGGAGGAGGAGCGCCUGCUGCAAACAGCGGCAGUGGGUCGUCUGGCGGAAAUGUGGCUGUGGUGGGAGGGACAACAUUCACGGUCACACCUGCGAGUGACAAGUCUGGUGGCGGCUCUGUCGUGGUCGCGGCAGCUGGAUCAUCCGCUACCAUUGCGCCUGGUCAGUCGGCUAGUGUGGGUGGCCAGACGGUCAGUAUGCCCGCUUCUGGUGGUGGUGUCAUGAUCGGUACCGGAAGUGGAGCGACUUUCGUCUCACCACAAGGCUCUAGCUCGGGUAGUGGUGGAUCUUCUGGCGCGAAUGGAGGCUCUGGAGCGCAGGCUGCGUUGCCUGCUCCUGUGAUCACGGUCGGUGGAUCCACCGCUACUGCUCAAGCAAAUCCAGCUUUUGUGGUUGGUGGUCAGACGGUUGUGCCUGGUGGCGCCCCUAUCACUGUAUCUGGGCAUACAAUUCUUGUUCCUGCCGGGGCUACCGCUGUGGUUGUCGACGGCUCGACAGUGCCCCUUGCUGGACCAAUUGCUUCGCCUACGGUCUUCAAUGUCAACAGUGUGCCAAUCACGGCCGCUCCAGCCGGUGGUUUUGUCAUCGCUGGUCAGACCCUCCAACCUGGCGGGAGCCCUGUAACAGUCGACGGCACAACUCUCAGCCUCGCGGCCGGAGGUACUGCUGUGGUUGUCAACGGACAGACAUCUAUGCUUAGUCCAAGUGCUGGUGUCGCAGGUGCUGCUGCGGCCAUCCCUCUUCUCACUAUCGGGAGCCAGACAUUCACUGCAAAUGCUGCAACGCAGUUCAGCCUUGCUCCCGGUGCGACUUUGACGCCUGGUGGACAAGUCGUAGUGAGUGGCACCACAAUCAGCCUUGCCAAUGGCGCGACCGCACUCGUCGUGAACGGCAAGAGUCAGGCAUUGAGCGCUCCUCUAGUAACACCGGCUCCCAUGAUCGUGGUUGGUGGAACUGCCUACCAAGCCAAUGCUGGAUCGACGUACGACGUCGCCGGUCAAAUUCUGACUCCAGGAGGUGUGAUCACAGUCAGCGGCUCGACCAUCUCGCUCGCUUCAGGAGCAUCAGCAGUCGUAAUCAACGGCAAAACCACCACAUUGACGAGUGGCAGCUCUCCAACCACGCCGAACGCGAACAUGGCUACGAUCACAGCUCCACCAGUUCUAACAGUCGACGGCUCGGCUUUCGUAGCCAACGGCGCAAGUGUCUAUAUCAUCGACGGCAAGACCCUGACACCAGGUGGUGCUAUCACGAUCUCUGGCGCCAAGGGCGUGGAAACCAUCUCUCUCAACUCAGCAGCCAACCAACUCUUCUCCAUCGUCAGUGGAACGACGUAUUCAUCAAUGGUAGGAGCCAUGGGCGCUAUGCCAACCGGUGCACCUAUCCUUACCGUCAAUGGACAGACAUAUACCGCCCAGUCGUACGACACUGGCAGUGGACCCACAUAUGUCAUCUCCGGCCAGACAUUGACUCGCGGAGGCGCCAUAACCAUCACAGCCUCUAACGGAGUGAAAGAAACCCUCUCCCUCGAAGCAGCAGGCACAGCCCUCGACAUCAUCACCUCCAGCACAACCUCCAUCUCGAAAUUCCCUGGCGUUAUGGCCGUAAUGCCGACCGCUGCCCCGAUCCUCACUAUCGGCGGCCAGACAUUCACAGCGGUGAACAACGGCGCGACGUACGUGAUCUCGGGCCACACCCUCACACCCGGCUCGGAGCAGACCGUCACGAUUGGCGGGAAGACAUAUAUCGUUUCCCUGGCCGCACAAGCAACUCUGCUCGAGAUCAUGGAGGAAGAUGGAAGCGGUCACGUCACAGCUACGGAAUUCGAGACGCUUUUCCCGGCGCAGAUGACCGGGUCGACGCUGACGAAUACGGUCAACAUGGCUGCAACCGGUGCCUCCAGCACAAGCGGCGGCGGAGUAGCAUCAGGCACCGCGGCUGCGGCGACGAGCCAGAAGGCGUCUGCGACGAGUCUGUCCAUGACGCUCAGUGCCGCCGUAUUGGCUCUGAGCUCAUUCUUACUCGCUGUCCUGCUCUAA
Recurvomyces mirabilis is the source of this 3870-nucleotide messenger RNA. RefSeq lists its product as uncharacterized. Bases 1 to 3870 code for a protein of 1289 amino acids. The record is from RefSeq and is a predicted model, not a curated record. The transcript has a single exon. Lineage: Eukaryota; Fungi; Ascomycota; Dothideomycetes; Mycosphaerellales; Teratosphaeriaceae.